AUGGUGUCAGAAGAAGCAAUUGCUGCAGCGAUUGCAGAUUUGGAACUGCAAGAUGUUCUAAAUAUCUCUGAGACUGCAAGGAGAUUUAAAAUCAAUAGGGUAACGUUAUCGCGCCGAUAUCGAGGCGUUAUAGGCUCGCGAGCCGAAGCAACAUCUAUAUUUUAUAAGAGAGAAGCGAUUGCCAAAUACAACAUUACCCCGGAGAAUAUAUAUAAUUUCGAUGAGAAAGGCUUCCUAAUUGGGCUUGAACAUGCUGUUAAACGAAUUAUUCCUAUCUAUCUGUGA
Messenger RNA from Nannizzia gypsea CBS 118893, 285 nucleotides. RefSeq lists its product as hypothetical. The coding region runs from base 1 to 285 and encodes 94 amino acids. The transcript is spliced from 2 exons. The record is from RefSeq and is a predicted model, not a curated record. Lineage: Eukaryota; Fungi; Ascomycota; Eurotiomycetes; Onygenales; Arthrodermataceae.